UGAGUCUCCUUCACCAUCUCACCUACAGUUCCUCCUCUUUCUCUCUCCUAAACUAUCUUUCUCUCUCUUCCCCCUUCCCCUCAUGGCCACCGAAGAGCCCAAUAACCCUCCCCAACCGCCUUCUUCUAUUCCCCAGUAUUCAGAGAUGAUUAUGGCGGCGAUCGAGGCUCUGAACGACAAGAGCGGCUCCAACAAGUCCUCUAUCUCCAAGUACAUCGAGUCGACGUACGGAGAUCUGCCGGCGGCUCACUCCACCCUGCUGGCGCACCACCUCAACAAGAUGAAACAGAGCGGCGACCUCGUUAUGGUCAAGAACAACUACAUGAAGCCCGACCCUAACGCGCCGCCGCGGAGGGGUCGCGGCCGUCCUCCCAAGCCCAAGGUUCCUCUUCCUCCAGGAACCGUUCUCGCGCCGCCGAGGCCCAGGGGCCGUCCGCCAAAGCCCAGAGAUCCAUUUGCUCCGGUCUCUCCGCCGAAGAAGGCUUCCUCAGGAAGUGGAAAGCCACGCGGACGCCCUCCAAAGAAGCCCAAGGUGGGAACUUCGUCGGCCCCAGCGCCGGCGACUGGGGCACCGAGGCCCAGGGGACGGCCGCCAAAGGUGAAGCCGGCGGUGGUUCCUGUUGGGUGUUGAUUUGAAACUGAGAGUAGGGUUUUUAGGUAUAUUAGCUCUAAUUUAUGGUUUCUCUUCAUUAGCUUUUCAAUCUUUUUUUUUCUUUGUUUCAGUGUUGAGUGUUGUAAGCUAGUGGGUGUCUGUAAUUGCAUGUAAAUUGUGCAGCGGCUGUUUAAGGCUUUGGCCUGUCUCUCUCUCUCUCUCUCUGUCCCUCUCUCUCCUCCACCCCCUUCUCUCUAAAAAGGAUUUAAAGAGACUGAUUCUGAUUACAUUUUCCUUGCUAAUCGCUUUGUGCUUUUGCUUUUUUCCUUCCCUGUUUCACCCCUAGAAAAAAUGAAGUAGCUUUGGAUGGGACAUUGGUUUU
Molecule: messenger RNA, 974 nt
Organism: Vitis riparia (riverbank grape)
Lineage: Eukaryota; Viridiplantae; Streptophyta; Magnoliopsida; Vitales; Vitaceae
Product: HMG-Y-related protein A
Exons: 2
Coding region: 83-631 (182 amino acids)
Biological process (GO): chromosome condensation; regulation of DNA-templated transcription; negative regulation of DNA recombination
Cellular component (GO): nucleus; nucleolus; chromatin
Molecular function (GO): double-stranded DNA binding; nucleosomal DNA binding
Source: RefSeq, a predicted model, not a curated record